Messenger RNA from Phymastichus coffea, 1463 nucleotides. It is a transcript of the gene Fgop2, whose product is annotated as FGFR1 oncogene partner 2 homolog. The coding region runs from base 133 to 771 and encodes 212 amino acids. Lineage: Eukaryota; Metazoa; Arthropoda; Insecta; Hymenoptera; Eulophidae. The transcript has 4 exons. The record is from RefSeq and is a predicted model, not a curated record.
AUUUUGAGCUAGGUAGAUAUAACCUCGAUUGCGCAUAUCAACAAUAUAGUAUGCUUAUAUUUUCUUCUUUCAUCUUGUAUAAUUGUACAAUUAAUGCAUCAGUCAACAACGUGAAUUGAUUGAAUUACCAAGAUGGCUCUCACCUUCCAACAAAUCAUUCUGGAUGCUGGAGAGCUAGUCAAUGAGAUAACAACACAAGAGAACACUGCUGACAUCCUGAUAUGUGAGAUCCAAUCAGUCUGCAAUCAGAUAGACAGUAUGAAGCAGUAUCAAGAAGAUAUUGAAACUUUGAAUGAACAGUCCAACCAAAAGCAACGCGAAGAACUUGUUGCUAGUUAUCAAAAAGGAAAUUAUGGAUACUUUAGAGAAUUACAAGCUGAAAAUAAAGAUUUAAAACUUGCUUUAGAAGAUUACCAAAAAACUAUGGAGCAAAUAAUGUCUAAGUACAGACAACAAACUGCAUAUUUUUUAAGGCAAACUAAGCAAAAUUAUCCUGCCUUACCAAGCGCAAAGUGUCGCUCACAAAAUAAUCAAUGCAAAUGUACAGGUAUCAUUGAUAAGCAAGCUGAGAAGAUUGAUGAAAUGGCAACAGUAAUGAGAACUGCUGCUGAAAUUGAUGAAGAGAAUGAAAUAAAGUAUCUGGAAACUUUAGGCAGAUUAAAAAAAGAGAACAGUGGACUAAGGGAGAUACUUGAUAUUGCUAAUAAAUACACUUGUCAAAAAACUGAAACAUCUUUAGAAAAUAAAACUGUUCAAACAGAUGAUUUAUAAAUGUAAAUAAUAGAGAGUAGGUGCAGAAAAUAUUACCAAAUAGAAAGUAAGUGUGUUUAAUGUCUAGUUAUAGAACAAAGUGUUCUUUAUGACUAAACAAAAUACUGAUUGUUUUUUUCUUCAUAAAUAUUUAAAAAGAAGUUUUUUUGCAAUAAUAUCUCAUUUGUAGAAUCCUAUCUAACGCCAUUUAUGUAAUUUAAGGGUUUAUUUCUAUCCAAUGUAUCUAUAAUUCAAUAAUGUAACAUGGUUAAAUUAUCUGCACCUACUAAGCAUUGGUAUUUUUCUGACAGUGUUGCUCAUGUAGUAAUUGAUAGCACUCUUCUCUAUACUAGUAUUGUUAUUCAGUUUAUCACAAAAAUAGGAAAGUAAGUAUUGCGAAAGAAGACAUUAACAUUUAGUGAUAAAAAGUAAUGCAAAUUAAUAUAUUCAACUUUUGUUAUUUAUUAUAUUUAAUGCUUUUAUAAUAUUUUUUCAUCUGUAUUAAUGCAAGUUUCACUGUAUAUAUUACUAUAAUUGUUUUAACUUUAAACUAGAAGACCAAGUCUUCAAAUAUUUUGUGUAAAAUGUGCACAUACAGAUGGCGCUACUUUAACCACUAAAACAACAUUUUGCCAAGUUCGUAAUACAUUUUUUUACACCAAUUUAUUGUUGAAGUUUGCAUCGAAGCGAGUUCGCUGACAAAAUAAAUAAAA